CGGAUCUAGAGUGACUGGAGCGCAGCGGCGGAGGCGCAGCGGAGAAUCACAGCAGCACAAACCCACUGCGCUCAUGGCACCAAGGAGAAUGGAGACCAAACCAGUCAUUACCUGCCUCAAAACACUCCUCAUCGUCUAUUCCUUCGUGUUCUGGAUCACGGGGACGAUCCUGCUGGCCGUGGGAUUAUGGGGGAAGUUCAUUUUGGGUCCGUACAUCUCUCUGAUCGCUGAAAACUCCACCAAUGCUCCCUACGUGCUCAUCGGGACAGGGACCACAAUCAUUGUGUUUGGACGUACAACGAGGCCGUUGAGAACUACAAUGCCCAGUCAGAUCAAAGGCACCUUUCUGAGGACGUACAACGAGGCCGUUGAGAACUACAAUGCCCAGGAUGAGAGGAGCAUUGCCGUGGACAACGUCCAAAAAAGUUUGCGUUGUUGUGGUGUUCUGAACUACACCAGCUGGUUCUCCAGUGUUUAUUACCCUGUGAAUGGAAUUCCUCCGAGCUGCUGCGCUAACAUCUCCGACUGCAACUCCUCAGACCUGCGAAACGCCACCAUAGCUCCCACCAAAAUCCAUCAGCAGGGCUGCUAUGAGCUAGUGACGACUUUUAUUGAGACUAACAUGGGCAUUAUUGCUGGAGUAACGUUUGGAAUUGCCUUCUCGCAGCUGAUCGGGAUGCUGUUGGCCUGCUGUCUGUCACGAUUCAUCACUGCCAAUCAGUACGAGAUGGUGUAGCGGCGUGUGCACAGGCACAGAAGACGUACGACACCGUGGAAAGGGAAAGCAACCCAAAACUGCUAGCACACUCCAUUCUUUCUCAUCUCUUUUUUUUUAUUCUCUCUCUCCUUUUAUCUUUCAUUCUGUCUUUCCUGCCUUCUUUUUUCUCCUUUCCAUCAUUCCUUAAUCAUGCAGUUGUGCCAUGACCAAAGCCUCUCCUUUCAAAACGUCAGCGUUAGCGAGGAAAAGGAAAUGGUUUUAAGACGCACUCCUGCGCACGCGUACUUUACUCUGUACAAAAACCUUGCAUGCGAAAACCAUCUUACACACACUAAAAACUAAAGUCAACAGCGUUUCUGUAACACUGCAUCCUAACCAGUCACACAAAAGCCAAUCGAUAUCACAAUCUCUCUCUAGCUGCAUAUCAAAUAUGUUCAAGUUAGCUUUGGUUUUUAGGCUUUUUCUGUUUUAAGACAGAGAAAUUACCUAAUACUUGGGACAUAAAUGCAACUUAAGUGUGAUCUGUUAGAUAUUUAUCCCUUUUUUGAGAAGAAAAACUAUUUAAAAGCUGUGUUUUCUUAUCUAUCCACCAUUUUGUCGGCUUGGUUUCUAUUUGUCACAUUGCAGUUGGUAUAGCUUCGCCCACAGUGAAUUCUCAUCGGUCCAAAUAGAUGUAUAUUACACCUCAAACGUUCUGAUUGGCUAUUUCAUGGCUCUGCGCAGUAUUUUCACUCAGUGUUCGCACAUCUGGUUAGGACACGGUGUUACUUAACCCCUAAAAAUUGCUUUUUCAAGAGGAAAACUAUUAAAAAAGAAAAGAAAUAUGCAGAUGACAAGAUGUUUUUGUUGUUGUUGUUGCUGUUGUAAAAUCUUUGGCAAAGGGGUUUCUCUCAGAAAUGGCUUUUUUUUUUUUUUUUUUCUUAUAUCAUUUGGAUUUCAUUUUUUGCUCCACAUCUCAGCUCUGGGUUGAAAAUGAUUCGA
Cyprinus carpio (common carp) is the source of this 1699-nucleotide messenger RNA. RefSeq names its product tetraspanin-7-like. NCBI's taxonomy places the organism in Eukaryota, Metazoa, Chordata, Actinopteri, Cypriniformes, Cyprinidae. The coding region runs from base 74 to 736 and encodes 220 amino acids. Gene Ontology annotation, cellular component: membrane. The transcript is spliced from 7 exons. The record is from RefSeq and is a predicted model, not a curated record.